This is a messenger RNA of Urocitellus parryii (Arctic ground squirrel), 1643 nucleotides long. It is a transcript of the gene Ifi44, whose product is annotated as interferon induced protein 44. The record is from RefSeq and is a predicted model, not a curated record. Gene Ontology annotation, biological process: immune response. NCBI's taxonomy places the organism in Eukaryota, Metazoa, Chordata, Mammalia, Rodentia, Sciuridae.
GCUUUUACCCCUCCCAUUUUGUGCCCGCUUUGCGUUCUGGACAGAGUAGCAAGCUUCUGCUCCAGUCCUCAUACAGACUCUUCAAACAGAUUGAGAAGUAUGGCAGUGACAACUCGUUUGACAUGGUUGCAAGAAAAGAGACUGCAACAUCAUUUUGGAGGAAAGCAGUUUAGCCUUCUUUACAAGGCUAGUGUCCAUGAAUUCUAUUCUAAAAACUUGUUGGAGAAAUGCUGUAACCAAGGACCCACGAUAACUGUGAUUUACAGUGAAAAUUAUGUUACUGGAGCAUAUCUGCUAGACAGUCUCCAGGAAGAAAGGGAAGUUCCUGUCAUUCUUGUUGCACUUCAAGAGACUGAGAUUUCAGAAUACAAAAUAGGAUCACAUAGACUAGAGACAUUGUUCUAUGACUUGUAUAAAGAUCCAUUUGGCUUCAGAGUUGAUAUUAAUAAGCCUCCUGCUGGAUUCUGGAUGGAUCUAGAAAAUAAAAGGGUAACUAUGAGCUCAAAAGUAAAUGAAGAACUUGGUCUACCUCAACCUUGUACUACAACCUUUCAGGAAUGUGAAGUUUUUCGAUGUGAAGAUUUAUUGGACAAAAGAAAGGAAGAAGGAGUCACUGAGCUCAAGAGGACCUUGCUGUUUGCCAUGAGUACUUAUAAGCCAUAUAAAGACAUGGUUCACCAAAUAAGAAUUCUGCUGCUGGGUCCAACUGGAGCUGGGAAAUCUAGCUUUAUCAACUCAGUGAAAUCUAUUUUUCGAGGCCAUGUGACAAAUCAGGUGCUGGUGGGCUGUGAUGCAACUGGGAUUUCUAAGAAGUACAGGACAUAUCCCAUUAAGSAUGGGAAUGAUGGCCAACGCCUGCCCUUUACUCUGUGUGACUCAGUGGGGCUGAGUGAGAAGGAAGGCCUGUGUGAGGAAGACAUAGUCUCCAUCUUGAAAGGCCAUGUUCCUGACAGAUAUCAGUUUGAUUCUAUGGAACCCAUCACAUCAAGGCAUCCUAACUAUAUUCAUUCCCCAUCACUGCAGGACAGAAUCCACUGUGUGGCAUUUGUGUUUGAUGCCAACUCUGUUGAACAACUCUCUGGUGAGAUGGUGGCAAAGAUCAAGAGAAUACGAAGGGAGAUGAUAAAGUGUGGUGURGUACAUCUGGCUUUGCUCACUCAUGUGGAUAGCAUGGAUCUGAUUACAGUAGGUGACUUCCCAGACAUCUAUAGCUGUGUGCCUGUGAAACUCAAGCUAGAGACAGUCCAAAGAAAACUUGGAUUUGCUCUUUCUGACAUCUUGGUGGUCAGCAAUUAUGUCUCUGAGUGGGAGCUGAACCCUCUGAAGGAUAUUCUGAUCCUCUCUGCACUGAGACAGAUGCUGUGGGCUGCAGAUGACUUCUUAGAGGAUUUGCCUCUUGAAUAAACAGUGCCCAGAAGUGAAUUAUCAAGUAUGCAAAGAAAAAUAUAAAUAUGUGAAUCUUACACAAAUUGAAAAUUUUGCCACAUCAUGAAAGAUUAAAACUGAGAAAGGAGAAAACAGGGAAGAGAGAAGUAGCUGAGAGUAAAAGGGUGGAUUCUAUUUAUUUCUAGGAUUAAUAGUAUCUGCAAAAUCAUAGUCUCUGCAAUAACUAGGAACAGCAAAAUUUUAUCAUUAAUUGUGAA